AUUCAUAAUAGGUAGAAUUCAAGCAUUGUGCCUUCUGGGUUUUCUUGGUUGGAGCUAUAUAUAUAUAUAUGGAACCAGAAGUAACAUGGUUAGAUUUAGGGAGCUCUCUCCCCGUUCCUUGUGUUCAGGAGCUGGCGAAGGAGACAAAGGCGAUAGUGCCACCGAGGUAUGUGCGUCCCGAUCAGGAACCUCCCAACCUGUCCGACUCCACAGCUUCUUUACCCCAAGUCCCAGUCAUCGACAUGCAAAAACUAUUCUCCCCGAAAUUUAUGGACUCUGAGUUGGAGAAGAUGCACCAUGCAAGCAAAGAAUGGGGCUUCUUCCAGUUAAUAAAUCAUGGGGUGAGCACUUUAUUGUUGGAGAACGUGAAAUUAGACAUUCAAGAAUUUUUUAAGCUGCCGAUGGAAGAGAAGAAGAAGUAUUGGCAACUACCAGGAGAUUUGGAGGGGUUUGGGCAGGCCUUUGUUGUGUCCGAUGAGCAAAAACUUGAUUGGGGAGACAUGUUCUCUCUCAUCACGCUUCCAACCCAUUUGAGGAAGCCUCACUUGUUCCCUAAGCUUCCCCUCCCAUUUAGAGAUAACUUAGAAGCCUACUCAGCAGAUCUUCAAAACCUUGCAAUAAAAAUCCUUGAACUUAUGGCAAAAGCUCUAAGAAUGGAAAAUAAUGACAUGAAGAAUCAGUUUGAAGAUGGGUGGCAGGCAAUUAGAAUGAACUACUACCCUCCAUGUCCGCAACCAGAGCUUGUCAUCGGCCUCAACGCUCACUCUGAUGCUGUCGGCCUAACAAUUCUCCUCCAACUCAAUGAAAUGGAAGGCCUCCAAAUAAAAAAAGAUGGGAUGUGGAUUCCUGUCAUACCCCUCCCUAAUGCUUUUGUUGUCAACAUUGGAGACAUUUUAGAGAUUGUGACCAAUGGAUUAUACCGUAGCAUCGAGCAUCGUGCGACUGUAAAUUCAGUAAAGGAGAGGCUCUCUAUGGCCACAUUUUACAACCCAAAAAUGGAAGGAGAUCUAGGUCCAGCCCCAAGCUUUAUUACUCCAGAAUCACCAGCAUUAUUCCAAAGAAUUGGUGUUGCAGAAUACUUCAAGAGACAUUCCACACGCAAACUCGAUGGGAAGGCGUACAUUGAUGCAUUGAGGAUCCAGGAUGAGUAACAGAAAGGCUCUUAAGACCAACCAGCCUUCCAUUUUAAAAAAAAACUCAAUGACUACAAUACUCUUCAUAAGGAAAUAAAUGUCAUGAAAACUAUUGUGUAAAGAGUGCCUGUGGCUUCAGUGCUCAAUCUGGUUUGAUUUUAGGCAUGCAAGAUUUAAACAAACACAUAUUCAUGACAAAAA
Messenger RNA from Alnus glutinosa, 1334 nucleotides. Its product is annotated as oxoglutarate-dependent flavonoid 7-O-demethylase 1-like. Bases 69 to 1151 code for a protein of 360 amino acids. The record is from RefSeq and is a predicted model, not a curated record. NCBI's taxonomy places the organism in Eukaryota, Viridiplantae, Streptophyta, Magnoliopsida, Fagales, Betulaceae. The transcript has 3 exons.